AUGAGCACCGCAGCGGAGGACCUGCUGAUCAUCCACGAGGCGGAGGCCGAGCCGUGGGCCUCAUACCUGCGGUCGGUCUUCGCGGGCCCCAUCCGGGAGGAGGGGAUCUGCUGCUACGACAUCGCCACGGUGUCCAGCAAGAAGGAGGACUUCCUGCGUCUGGGCCGCUACCGCUGCAAGCUGCUCAUCCUGUCACAGGGCAUGCUGGAGGGCCUGUGCCAGAUCCGCAGGUUCUUCCUGGCCCGGGUGCUGCAGCCGGCCGGCGCCGUGGUGGUGCUGCUCUGCGGGGUGGACAGCCUGGCCCCCCUGCGGGAGAUGGUGCCCCUCGGGGAGGGGUGCCUGCAGUGCUCCAGCGAGCAGGACGCUCAGGAGUACCUGUCGGCCGUCACCGAGAUCGUGCAGAGAGGUAACCAGGCCUCCGUGGAUGUCAGCGCCCUCACGGCCCGCGUGGCGGCUCUGGAGCUGAAGCUGGACAAGGGCCCGUCGGCCACCGCCGCCACCGCCGUCUCCGCCAGAGCCCACGUGCUGGUGGUGCCACCGAGGGUGCCGUGUGAGAACCCGGGGGAGGUCUUCAUUCUGCUGAGAGAUGCUGUGAACAGUAAAGACGCGGAGGUGGAGUUUCAGGGGAAAAAGGAGAGGACCAGAGUGAAGCCAAGCAGCUGGAACGAUCACACCCUAUGUGUAACAGCUCCAGACUUUCCUGCAGGAACGGUAGGUGUAACGCUGUACUGCGGAGGGGUUGUGACAGCGGAAGGGGAAUUGCAGUACUACAGCACCAUGGAUGAGAUUGCCCUCCUCCUGAAGAAAGCUGCCGACCCCAUGGACUUCAUGUUCCAGGCCUUCCAGACCUCCUCGGCCGAGAAGCUGGAUCAGCUGCUGACCUCCACCCUGAUGGGGGGAAUGCCAACAGGGGGCUUCCAGGGCCUGCAGUGUGAUGAGGGUCACGAAGGUGAGAUGCAUUCAGAAGAUCUGCCCACGUUGCUCCACUUUGCUGCCCAGAACGGGCUGAUGGGCGUGGCCAACAUCCUCCUGCAGUGCCCGGGAGGUCAGCGCGCUCUCCGCAUCGCCAACGGCAACGGGGACACCCCUCUGAUGCUCGCCGAAAAAAACGGCCACGCCCAGCUCCAUAUCCUUCUGCAGGAAAUGCUGAAUGUGCCAGAGAGCGUCGUGAAGGGAGAAGAUGAAGACAGCAGCAUUUACGAGAUGAUGGGGUCAGCAGACACCCAGGAGGAAGUACGGGACGAAGCUGAAGAUCCAGAAGAAGAAGACCCUUAUGCACCCCUUGGAGUCAACGAUGAGGAGUACGACACAAUCCUGACCUCCAGCAAAGCAGUAAUAAUCGCCAACCGCCCUCCUGCGCCAACCCCAAGGCCAGAAACCACUCCUACUAAAGAGGACAGUACACCUUUCAUAGCCCAAGUGUUCCAGAAGAAGAUGUCUCAAGGGGAUGCUGACACACUGUACUCUCUGCCUGCUAAACAAGCCAAGGGCCGGGACAGCAUCUCAUCCACGUACGACACGUUCGUCCCCAACCGCAUGCCGGGCCUGCAGGAGCUGAUCGAGCUGCAGGAGAAGGUGAAGAGGGGGGUGCUGACCAUGGACGAGGCCCUGGAGCGCUUCAGCGACUGGCAGCGGGUGCAGAAGGGCCUGGACGCCAUCCAGCAGGAGAAACUGCGGCAGCUGAGGGCGAGUAUCAUCAACAACAGAGAGGACGAUGAAAACGUCUAUGAUAAAAUCAACAUCGUUCAUCAUACGCCAGAUGUGAGCGUGAAGGAUUGCAGGCGAGGGAGUCAGCCUCCAGACACAGACUUUUACAGCAAGCCGCUCAAAGGACAACACUCAAAUUUCUUCUGGAAGGCUGACAAGCGGUAG
Messenger RNA from Megalops cyprinoides (Indo-Pacific tarpon), 1872 nucleotides. Its product is annotated as B-cell scaffold protein with ankyrin repeats-like. The coding region runs from base 1 to 1872 and encodes 623 amino acids. Gene Ontology annotation, biological process: negative regulation of phosphatidylinositol 3-kinase/protein kinase B signal transduction; negative regulation of B cell activation; B cell activation. Gene Ontology annotation, molecular function: signaling receptor binding; protein tyrosine kinase binding. The record is from RefSeq and is a predicted model, not a curated record. The transcript has 15 exons. NCBI's taxonomy places the organism in Eukaryota, Metazoa, Chordata, Actinopteri, Elopiformes, Megalopidae.